GGCCGUUUGACUUUGACAUAUAAAAUGCAUGCUGAUUUAUGUUGAUUUUUUGAGCUAACAUGUGUUUUUCUUCUAAAGAUUAUUUUUAAUCGAUCUAUCAACUUCAACAAAACAAAUAAUUAAGCUUCAAUAAUAAUGGAACAACCUCUAGUGCCUACCAAGCCGCCAGGUAAAAGUUGGCGCGAAAUAAAUCAAGAAAGAAAAGCUCUUAAGCGUCAGCGAAAUGAAGAGAAGAUUGUGAAGAGGGAAAAAAGGGUUUUAUUAGAGAAAGAAUUAGAAGAAAAAGUUAAAGAAGAAACGGAGAAAGAGAAGAAGUAUGCUGAGAUUUCCACUAUAAGUAUAGCGGUGCCGGGUUCUAUACUGGAGAAUGCUCAAUCAGCGGAGUUGCGAACGUACUUAGCUGGUCAAAUAGCCCGCGCGGCUUGUGUGUUUUGCGUGGACGAGGUGAUAGUGUUCGAUGAUAUUGGAGACCAAUUAAAUACGAAAAAAUCCAAAUUAGAAGAUGCUGAUGGUGUCAUAGUCGCCCGAAAAAGUUGCGUACAACUCGCCAGGAUUUUGCAGUAUUUAGAAUGCCCACAAUAUUUACGAAAACACUUUUUUCCAAUUCAUAAAGAUUUGGAAUUUGCUGGACUUUUAAAUCCUCUUGAUGCACCUCAUCAUUUGAGAAUGUCUAAUGAUUUUAAAUUUAGGGAGGGAAUAACAAUGAACAAGAAGGUAAAGCCGGGAAAAGGAUCACAAGUUAAUGUGGGUUUGUUGAAAGAUGUUUCAACAGAUAAGUUACUCAAUCCAGGCAUAAGGGUCACUGUCCGCAUGUUACCUACACCUGAGGGUAGUAAGAAGUUGAAAGGGAAGAUUGUCAGUCUGGCAACACCAAGGGCUGAAACUGGAGUAUAUUGGGGGUAUACAGUUAGAAUUGCCAACAGUCUGAGUCAAGUUUUCACACAGUGCCCUUAUAAAGAUGGAUAUGACCUUACUAUUGGCACAUCAGAUAAAGGGAAGCCAAUAGAUGAUAUGCCUGAAAAGCAGGUGGGCUACAACCAUGCAUUAAUAGUUUUUGGAGGCCUACAUGGUAUAGAAGCUGCAUUGGAAAGUGAUGAACAGUUACAAGUCAAUGAUGCCAGUUUACUCUUCAACCACUAUGUAAAUGUGCUUCCCAAUCAGGGUUCCAGAACAAUACGUACUGAGGAAGCGAUUCUAAUAGCCCUCACAAGCCUACAAACAAAAUUAAAAGCUAAAAAUGCUCCAAUGCUAUUUAAAGACACAGGAAUUGCUACCAGUUCCAUAUUCCCUCCACAAAAGGUUGACAAUACAAAUGCAGUUGCUAAUAAAAUAGAUUUAAGUAAAUUUGAUUAAAUAAAAAUAAAAAAU
Molecule: messenger RNA, 1368 nt
Organism: Zerene cesonia (dogface butterfly)
Lineage: Eukaryota; Metazoa; Arthropoda; Insecta; Lepidoptera; Pieridae
Product: putative methyltransferase C9orf114
Exons: 3
Coding region: 136-1353 (405 amino acids)
Source: RefSeq, a predicted model, not a curated record